Spodoptera frugiperda (fall armyworm) is the source of this 2534-nucleotide messenger RNA. RefSeq lists its product as uncharacterized. The coding region runs from base 232 to 1428 and encodes 398 amino acids. Lineage: Eukaryota; Metazoa; Arthropoda; Insecta; Lepidoptera; Noctuidae. The transcript has 4 exons. The record is from RefSeq and is a predicted model, not a curated record.
CUCAAGCUUAGUCCGAGAUAUCUUCUAUAUUCACUAUGUAGUCUCACAAUCCUCGCAUUGUGUGUGCCGCGAAAUUUAGAGGAAGCGAAAAGCUUCGUAUCCAAACAGAAAAAAUGCAGUCUGCUGUCAACACUGUAUCUGUAAGUCAUUCACUUUUUUCGCGCCGUUGUGUGCUUGUCAAAAUAAAAUUUUAAUUUUGUUUUUUGAAGUUUUAAAGUGUUUAAUCUAAAAAUGCCGAAAAGGAAACGCGAGUGCAAUGAAGAAAAGUACCUUAGAAGAAAGGUUAAAAAGCUGAAACGGAAAUUAAAGAAAAGAAAAUCGAGCGAAGUUCGCUGCGAGUCUUCUUCGUCGUCUUCAUCGCCAACACCGACGUAUGAGGCAGAAAGCGACGCUGGUGAUAUUGAAAUACCCGACACGGAACUUGCAGGCAAGUUUUUUGUACAGGAAAUAACCUGUUUAUUGAUCUUUCCUGUCUUCUAUGACAUGUGGUACAUGUUAUACAGGCACUCCGGGGGAGUGAGAUCACCAUGGGGAUAUCCCACCCUGUACAGCGCUGUUGCAUUAGAACGCUUUGUGUCACUGAAUCAAACAUGGUUUGGUCUAUUUCUAGGUGCUGAAGAAUGUGUAGACAAUACACAAGAUGAAGUCCCUUCAACAUUGGAUGAUUCAAUUAUAAGGGCUCUAGGGCAGACCUUAUCCACAGAAAAGGAAUAUGGCCCAGAUAUUCACCCGGAGCUGGUGAAAAGGAUCGAAGGUAUUUUAACAAAAGGCUUAAAUCAAGAAACAAAGGAGGAAUUAAUGAAAAAAUAUCUAGUACCUGCCAACGUGAAGCUUUUAGAUGCUCCAAAACUAAAUAAAGAAUUAGAAGGAUUGCUGAGCGAUGCCAUGAAGGCCCGAGACAAACGGGUACAGGAUCGUCAACAACAAAUGGGUAUAGCAACAGCGGCCUUGUUGUGCGCUACUGACACACUGAUUAGGGGUGAUGUAGACAAAAUAAAGUUAAUUUCAACAAUUAGUGACGUCACUCGGCUGUUGACAGACCUGCAUUACCAGGACACGGUAACUCGGAAGAAGUUGAUUAUUCCAAGCUUAGACAAAAAUGUGGGGAAAACUGUAGAACAUCAGGACAGAGAUGGAUAUCUAUUCGGUGAAAAUUUUAAUGAAAACGUAAAAUCGGCUACGGCCAUUAAAAAAUCGGCUGGCACGAUUCUUAAACAAAUAAACCCCAAUAAUAACAGGAAAAAUACAUACAAACCGACUCAGUUCCCCAAGAGUUUUCCUAAAAAGCAGGGAAACUACAAGGGCCCUCCUCGAGCCAGUAUGACGCAGUACAAACAGGGAGGGGGGGGCAGGUAUCACCAGACACAGAACUACAAGCCGAGACCCCCACCACGUCCUCCAGCCAAGGCGCCUGUUCGACAAUCAUAGAGAACACUACACCCACUGUACAACAGUCUUUCCCUGGGAGCCUGCAUCUUAUCAGGGAAGCGUUCCAGAGAAAAUUAACUCCUGAUGAAACAAUAGAAAUUAUGGUAGCUUCCUUAUCACAAAACACCAUAAAACAAUAUAACACAGCGCUUAAAAAAUGGUGGUAUUUUUGUAAUGGGGUAAACAUUUAUGAAUUGUCUAUACCUAAAAUUUUAAAAUUUCUCACAGAAAUGUUGUCACAGGGCGCCUCAUACGCUACCCUCAAUACUUGUCGUUCAGCGCUUUCUCUUAUUAUAGAUAAUAGUGUAGGAACUGAUUUACAAAUAAAGAGAUUUUUUAAGGGAGUUUUUAAAAUAAAACCAUCUCGCCCUAAGUAUAACGACACAUGGGAUCCAUCUGUCAUUUUAAAUCAUAUUCAGAAUUGGUCACCAAACAGCAGCCUUAACUUAGAAAAAUUAACAAAGAAAUUAGUUAUUUUAUUGGCUCUCACAACGGCUCAGCGGAUUCAAACGUUGUCCGUUAUCCGAUUGAGCAACAUAGAGUUCACGGACACUGGUGUCAAAAUAACGAUUACCGACUUCUUAAAAACAACGACUCCGUGUAAGGACCAAGUCGUUAUAAAGCUUCCUUCUUUGGAUACGAAUCCAGAAAUUUGCCCCGUUUCGACACUCCAACAUUAUAUAGACCUUACUAGUUCUCUCAGAGACGUAGACUCGGACAAACUACUUAUUUCUUAUAAAAAAUCACAUAACUGCGCCAGUAAUCAAACAAUAAGUCGCUGGAUCAGGCAAGUAAUGGCCGAAUGUGGGAUUGACGUAAAAAAGUUUACUCCUCACUCCACACGUCAUGCGUCCACGUCUCUGGCGCGUAGAGAAGGCGUAACUUUGGAUUGUAUAUUUAAGGCUGCGGGUUGGUCGACAGGUUCAAGCGUUUUUGCGAAUCAUUAUAAUAAACCUUUAUGUACCGAUGAGGAUAAUUAUAAUUUUUCAAGAGCCAUAUGUAACGUUAAGGUUUAAUGUUUAAUUAUAAUUAGUGAAACAUUUAAUUGAUAAUAAUUUAAUUAUUGAAUUGAUGUGGUAAAUCACAUUAAACUGAUUAUUUUUGAA